AACUUAUAAACGUAGUUAUUGACUGUAAUUAAUUGAUAAAGGCUGUGAAACCAUUCACACAAAAAAAAGCCAAAGAAAACCAUUAAUCACUUGAAUUUCCCGAAGACACAAGACAAAUUGUAAAAUAUCCGAUCGCUCAGUAUUCACUCCGUGUAAAAAAAAAACAAAAGGAAAAGAAAUGAAGACGAAAAUUCAGCUUUAUAAAAUUGGACUGAUGUUUAUUGUUGGGAUGACAACCGUAGUACAUUCGUCCAAUUCGACCGACAUCUUUGUGGAACGCCUCAAAGAGAUGAACACCCAUCUACUAUCAGCCCACAUCACCUCUCUUAACUAUCUAACCGAUCAGCAGUCAACCAUUUCCCGAAUAAUUUCAACGCACACCUUAGAUGUGAUUGCUGAAACAUCAAACGCAAUCGUAUACAUGGACGCAUUGGAGAAACAAAGCCACAUAAGGCUGAACCGUAAAACCGAUUUGAAACGACCAUGCUGGUUGUACAAUUUCUAUCAGAUCAAUCACAUGACGGCAGAUAAUCUGUCAGUGUUAUCUAAAUGCGGUAUUGAUAACAUCAACUCAACCAUUGCACUGUCGACCAGAUAUUUUCAUUCAAUGGUCAAUACAAUGCUGUAUGAAUCCGCUCUGGGCACAACGAAUGCACUGCACGCUAUUGGCAUGUACAACCCGAUGAGUGAACAGUGGAAAAUUUCAAGAACGUUGGAAAGUGUUGUGAAAUUUUCAGUCGAUGGAUGGAAUGGCACCAUGAGCAUCGUCGAUGAUGAAGUUAAACAGUAUCGGGAUGGUGUUGAGAGAAAUUUUCAAAAGUUAGAAGAAUGUGAGACCAAUGUGGUGCAGAAGUUUUCGAAUGCGAAAAUUGAAGUUACGACAAGCAAGUGUGUGUAGUGUCGGACAAUAUAAUAUGCAGCACGUUCUACCCUGUGCGACUUUUCUUUGUUAAUUAACUAGAACUAAUAGAAAAUUGCUUUUUAGUCUGAAAUAGCCAUGCCACACAAACAGUUUCGUCUCAGUAAAUAGUUUAAUUCUACCGUACAUAUAUACGCUCAACCUAUGUAGAUUUUUGAUGGGAUUAUAAAUUCAGUCCCUUUAUGCUAAUAAAAUCUGCAUGUCGAAUAAUAUGCACAAAAA
Molecule: messenger RNA, 1141 nt
Organism: Bradysia coprophila
Lineage: Eukaryota; Metazoa; Arthropoda; Insecta; Diptera; Sciaridae
Source: RefSeq, a predicted model, not a curated record